This is a messenger RNA of Culex quinquefasciatus (southern house mosquito), 1380 nucleotides long. RefSeq names its product putative gustatory receptor 28a. The record is from RefSeq and is a predicted model, not a curated record. Gene Ontology annotation, biological process: sensory perception of taste. The transcript has 6 exons. Gene Ontology annotation, cellular component: dendrite; axon; membrane. Lineage: Eukaryota; Metazoa; Arthropoda; Insecta; Diptera; Culicidae. Bases 1 to 1314 code for a protein of 437 amino acids.
AUGAAGUCCAUCAAGUCGUUUUACUAUUUCUCCAAGUUGCUCGGACUGUGCCCGUUUGCGCUGGACGGAACCGUGGUCAUGGGCAAUGCCCGGUUCAACUACGUCAAGCAGCUGCUGCCGACGUACCUGGCGCUGCUGUUCUACACCGUGUGUCUGGUCAGUAUCUUCUGGCAGAGCGGCAACACCUCGGAUAUCUCGAACGCCGCAAACUGGAUUCAGUUCAUCCCGAACUCGUUCGCGUACAUCUUCGCGCUGAUCUUCGCGAUCCGCCACCGGGCCGUUUCGAGCGAGAUUCUGGCCACCUUUUCGAUGUGCGACGAGAAGCUGCGGACCAUGUUUGGCAUCUCGUACACCAUCGCCAACAUCAAGAUGAAGCGCAUCUCGAUUCUGGCCUGCAUCGUUACCCUAACCUGUGGUGGUGCUCUGAGUGGUCUCAACUACAUGAUUGGCGUUAAUUUGGCCCGGAUUUGGACGCUGUUCUACUGGAUAUCGUUCUGCAUGCCAAAGUUUGGGCUGUUGCUGUUCAACUUCCAGUUCGCCGGCUGCAUUAUGUUCCUAUCCGAUCGAUCGGCCCUGCUGCUCAAAGGGAUGAACAACUUCCCCAACGGCUUCGAGCAGCUCCAGUUCAAGGCGAUGAACCUGUCGAACGUGCCCCAGCUUCCCCACCACCACCAGCCCCAUCAUGCCCACGACAAGAAGCUGAACCGCAUCACCACCCUCGGCACGAUCAAGAUCCGACCGAUCAGCGCGGCCGACGCAAUCCAGAACAUCCGCGAGGUGGUCGAACAUCUGCAGGAUCUGUCCAUCAAGAUCAACGACUGUUACGGCAAGCAGGCGAUCUUCUCCCUUCUGUCGGCGUUCAUCUGCGUCACCGUACAGCUGUACUACAUGCUGAACCACAUCAAGUCCGGCUUCAGCCAGUCCCGGUCGGAGAUCUACGCGUUGGCCGCCUGCAGCAUGCUGUUCCUGCACGGAGUCGAGUUCUGGUCGCUGUUCACGAGCGGAGAAAACGUGCGCGGUGAGUGGAAGAAGGUCAUCAACUAUCUGUACUUUAUGAAGUCCAAGUCCAACGAGGAGGAGUUCCGGUCCAAGGCGGACGAUCUGAUCUCCUUUAUGACCGCCAACCCGCUGGAGUUCAACGCGUACGGUCUGUUCCCAAUCGAUUUGUCCGUCAUCUCAGGGAUUGCCUCCUCGAUCACCACCUACCUAAUCGUGCUGAUUCAGUUCAAGAUCUCCGAAGACCAGGCCAACGGCGACGACAGUGACAUCAACGAUCCAAUCAACAGCAACAAGAUGCAGUUUUCGGCCUCUUAGGAGUUUGACUCACGUAAAACAAAAAAAAAAACAUGAAUGUAUUCAAUGGAGUUGCACUUUGAAAUA